This is a messenger RNA of Macrosteles quadrilineatus (aster leafhopper), 2656 nucleotides long. Its product is annotated as 28S ribosomal protein S7, mitochondrial-like. The transcript is spliced from 2 exons. The record is from RefSeq and is a predicted model, not a curated record. Gene Ontology annotation, molecular function: mRNA binding; rRNA binding; DNA-binding transcription factor activity, RNA polymerase II-specific. Bases 591 to 1913 code for a protein of 440 amino acids. Gene Ontology annotation, biological process: translation; ribosomal small subunit assembly; regulation of transcription by RNA polymerase II. Lineage: Eukaryota; Metazoa; Arthropoda; Insecta; Hemiptera; Cicadellidae. Gene Ontology annotation, cellular component: ribosome.
UUGGAGUAGUAGUGAAUAGUGAUAACAACAAAUUAGUUAAGAAGUAUAGUAUAAUGUCAUUCAAUGUGUACAAAUUGUUUUUUAAAUAGCUAAAGCUACAACAAUUGUUUAACAGUAACAUUACCGAUACGGCGUCGGUGAUACACAAAGUCAAAGUGUUUGUAGACCUACCUGCUACAAACCUCAAACCUGAUGUAUGCUAGACCUAGGCCUAAAAAGUUAUGUUAUCACUCUUAAUCUUGGAACAUGGUGGAAAAAGUGACAGAAUUAUAGACAGAAAGAUGCAAGACAAUGAUUUCCGAAGUAGAUUUGGAUCACCCUUAACCAGAUUCGAAGAUAUCAGCUUGCAAGGAAGUUUUCAUUAAAUAUAUGUUUGAUGAAUCAAAGCAACAUAUCUUUAUGUGUGAUAAGUGUGAAAAUCUUGUUUCCGGAAGGAUAAUUUUAAUAGACAUACGUUGAUUCACAAUUUAGAACAACCUAGCCAGUGUACAUUCUUCAUGGAAUCUUACAAAAAAAAUUCUAGAAAUUCACUUUUAAACUCAUAGGGAAUAACUGUUUCAGUCAACUAAAUGUCCAAGAAGAUUUAAGUUAUGGAUGAAUGUAGCAUAGAAGAAAACCCUUAUCUUUGUGAAGUAUGUCCAAGCUCUUUUAAAACUGAGAAAUGCUUGGAAGCACAUUUACUUACUCACUGUGAAUAUUCCCCAGAUAUAACACCAGAGAAGUCUUUGGAAAACUUUUCUGAGACAGCCCACUUGGAGAAAAAUUUUCAUUGUACGAUUUGUUCUGAAAGCUUCCAUUCCCUGAGAUCGUUAAGGAUACACAUUACUCGCAUACACUCGAAAAGUCAACCCCACCGAUGUUUUACUUGCAAGGAGGUUUUUUUGUCCAGAUUUGAAUUAAAAACGCACGCUUGUGCUCAUACAGAUGAACUUUUCCUUUGUCAUAAGUGCCCUAAAACAUUCACAGUGCUUUCAUACUUAAAGUUACACCUGUUAAAACAUACUGAAGAAAGACCUUAUCAAUGCUCAAUCUGUCAUAAGAGCUUUACCCAGAAAAGUGGUUUAAAGGCACACACGCUGAAGCAUAAUGGUAAACUUGACCAUCAGUGUGACAUUUGCCUGAAGAAGUUUGCUUUGAAGGGGACAUUAUCGACUCAUAUGCUUUGUCAUUACACAAAAGAUAAACCCUAUGAGUGUCCAUCGUGUCAGAAAGCUUAUACGAGCCAGUCAGGGUUGAAGAGACACAUGUUGACUCACUCCGGACUGAGAGUUUACAAGUGCGGUCUGUGUCCAAAAUCCUUCGCAACCCCAGAUGUGUUGAAGCAACACUUAAAGACCCAUUCAAAUGAGCGUCCUUUCAUGUGCGAGUACUGUGGAAAGUCAUUUUCAAGGUCAAACUUUUUGAAACAACACAUGAUGAUUCACACCGGCGAACGGCCUUUUCAAUGUGAUAGGUGUGAAAAAUCUUUUGCUAGAUUAGAAGUUCUUCAAAAACACAUUUUGAGCCAUACGGGUGAAAGACCCCACCAAUGUACAUUAUGUGAAAAGUCAUUUAAGCAAAAGGGUCAUUUAGAAACACACAUGUCGUUCCACUCAGGAAAAAGACGGUAUAAAUGUACAAUUUGCCAAAAAAGCUUCAUAAUGAAUAGUAAUUUGCAGGCACACAAGGCAAUCCACUUAAAGGCAAGAUAUCAAUGUAAGGAGUGUGAUCAGGUGUUUAAAAGACAAAUAGAAUUAAAGAGACAUGCGCUCAUUGCUCACACAAGCAAAGCAUUAAUUUCGAUAAAAUCUUGUGAAGUGAUUCGUGAUAUACCGAUUUCAGGUGAAGUUUUAACGUUGUCUGAUGAAGUCAUACAAGUCACGAAUGACAAACUUAUAGCUUUUUUUAGGAAAGGGCAAUUUGGUGGAAGGUAAGGGUGUGUAUGUCGGAAAAAUCAAACACUGAAGAUCUGUAACUUGUUUUUGCUUUCUUUAUAUAUAUUAGUGGCCUCUUUUAACUUUGCAGCUGCCCAUCCACAUAGGCUUGGUUGGGCCUGUGCCUGGAACUGUGUUGAUAAAAUUUAGUGUUGAGCACCAAGACGCAAACUUACAACAUUGCUAUCAUGGUUUUGUAGUCCAUCGCUGAGCCACUGACUCACCUGAAUUUCUAGAAUUUCAGAACGGCCUUUUAUCCAUCUACAGUUUCUCAGAUCAUAGUCUUUUAUUUUAAGAUAAACAUUGUGAAUUGUUUUAUUGGUUUACAACAAUGCUGUUGUUGUUAUAGAAUAGGUACUGUAUAUACAGUAUAUAAUAGUUUUUUUUUAUUUGAUAGUAUUUUAAAGUUUGUAGCUUGUUAAGCAAAAUCUUUAUGUUUUUAUGGGUAACUAUACCAUUAAUUGUUAAAAAAUCCCGAACAUCCAAAAUUAAGUAGUUAUCGUAAUUCAGGUUCCUUUACAUUUCAGUUCACAUCUUAAGCUUUCUUUGAUACUGGUUUUACUUGUCACAUUCCAGCUACAUGUAAUAGAACGAGAAACAUUUGUAAAAACAUGUGCAUGCUACAUUGCUGAAGGACCUCUUGUAUACAAAAUUGUAAUGUUAUAAUUUUAUCUUUGAUUAAGAUGUAAAAAAACAAAUGUUUUGGCUCAUGAGCCAUUAACUACUAAUUUUAAUUGAAUGAA